AUGGAUCAAUACCCUUACUAUUCGGGUCAGGGGUCACAGCAGCAUUCUUACUCUCUAUACGGACUCAACAAUCCGAAUCAGUCUGACCAGGGUGAGGAUCUCCAAGGGAAUUUCAAUUCUUUGAAUUACCAACCGUACGACCCCAACUUUCACCCCGCGGCGCAUUCCUUUGGACCCCCGUCGCAGUCUCCGUCCGAGUCUUACUCGAAACAAUCGACCUCGAGCAAUCCCGAGCACAUUAAUCAGCACCAAUACUCGGGUUCUGUCGAAGGGCGGAAUGACUUUGUCCCCGACCCGUUGUCUCUGGUGCGGAGUAGUAGCGAGGAGAAAGAGGGGUUGAUGACGCCAGCGCAAAGCAAGCGCAAGGCCCAGAACAGAGCAGCCCAACGAGCGUUCCGCGAGCGAAAAGAGCGCCAUGUGCGUGAACUCGAAGAAAAAGUCACCAACCUACAACAAGAAUCCACCACCUUGCUAGCUGCCAAUGAGCGCAUGAAGCGCGAACUCGCCCGAUACACCACUGAGAAUGAGAUCCUGCGCGCCACAAGCUCCGCCAGCGGCGGCGCGGACGGCCGCUCCCCUCGGUGUGCUGAACCGCCGACUGAAACUGGGCCCAUGGCCUACUCCCCGACAGAUUUCUAUUCGAGCCUCGUGCCCAAAGGCAAGUCCGCCCGUUUGCACCGCGUCAUGUACUGUUCGCAAACGGGGGAGCGGCUGCUCGAUGCGCAAGCCACGUGGGAUCUCAUCCAGAGCCACGAGCAGUGCCAGCGCGGGCUCCUUGAUAUUGCGGACGUCACGGCGCGAUUGAAGGCGUGGGCGCAGUGUGAUGGACAAGGACCAGCUUUUCGAGAGAGCCAGGUGCGUAAGGCGAUCGAGGAAAGUACGGUCUCGGACCAUGAUGAAUUGAUAUGA
This is a messenger RNA of Aspergillus ochraceoroseus IBT 24754, 909 nucleotides long. RefSeq names its product putative bZIP transcription factor (Fcr3) (gene rsmA). The transcript is spliced from 3 exons. The record is from RefSeq and is a predicted model, not a curated record. Lineage: Eukaryota; Fungi; Ascomycota; Eurotiomycetes; Eurotiales; Aspergillaceae. Gene Ontology annotation, molecular function: DNA-binding transcription activator activity, RNA polymerase II-specific; transcription cis-regulatory region binding. Gene Ontology annotation, cellular component: RNA polymerase II transcription regulator complex. Bases 1 to 909 code for a protein of 302 amino acids.